This is a messenger RNA of Python bivittatus (Burmese python), 3932 nucleotides long. RefSeq names its product SURP and G-patch domain containing 1 (gene SUGP1). Gene Ontology annotation, molecular function: RNA binding. Lineage: Eukaryota; Metazoa; Chordata; Lepidosauria; Squamata; Pythonidae. The record is from RefSeq and is a predicted model, not a curated record. Gene Ontology annotation, cellular component: nucleoplasm. Gene Ontology annotation, biological process: RNA processing.
CGCAAAGUCAAUGGGAAGCUGGCAAGGAAGGUCACAAAUCGUUGGGGUAAAUCUUCCCCUUCCCCCAGCCUUUCUUCACUUGCAUGCACUAUGCCCUCCUUUUCCCCUUCGCUCACACACAUCCCACACCCUCUUUUCACGGCCUCACUGCACUCUCAUGCACACACCCUGCGCCCUCUUUCCACUGCCUCCUGUGAUCACAUACACAUACCCUGUGUCCUCUUUCUCUGGUCUCCCUGUGCUUGCAGACACACACCCCAUUGCCCAUUCCCACAGCAUCCUGUGAUUGCACUCACCCCACACCCUCAUUCCACAGCCUUUCUGAGCUUGUGCCACACCAAGCGCCUCCUCCCCCAACUCGUGCACCACCUGCAUUGGGCCUCCCCCGUCCCCCUGCAGCACCCCCAUGCUCCUUACCUGGGACUCCCUCCACUUUCCACUUAAUGACCCAUGUAUCUUGAAACUGCCUGGAUUGCCAUCGCUAAACAAUGCAAUCACGUGACGUUGCACUUUCCAACCACAUCGCUUAGCGAUGGCAAUCCUGGUCCCAAUUGCAGUCAUAACUCGAGGACUACCUGUACCAAGGGGAGAGACUGGACUUUCUGUCUGACUUCUAUUUGCUUAACUAGAAUUAAGGAAAGAUUACAUUUUUAGUUUAAUCAGACGGCUAUUCUUGGAUUUCAGAACAGGACUGUAUAAUCCCAAGAGCCAUUACCUGAAAUCAGAAGUGAGAGGGGAAUCUGUGGCUGAAUUCCCAGAGCCUCAGCCAGCGUGUCCCAUUGUUGGGAUGCUAUGAGUUAAUUAUUCAGCAAUAUAUGGAGUUGCAGGUUUCUUCAACCUUGCCUUAAUGCAGAUAGUAAGGCUUCUGUUUCAUUGGUAGUUCUUAUCUUUGGCACACCUGAAAAAUUAAACCCCUUGUAUGGUAUUCAGAGGCACUCAAGUGUGUUGAAUCUCAGCUUUCCUUCCUGCAGCCCUUUUGCAGGGUCAGAUCAAAGAUCUGGUUUGGCAUUGGGUUCUAUUGCUGUAGAACCUGCCUCGGGCCCUGGGUGAAUCUACUAGCUAUUAUUCCAAAACUGAGGAAGUACGAACCUCAGCCCUACCACAUGUCUUUCCCAUGCACCUUCCUUUCUCCCCUCCCGGAUUAAAAGCGUCAGGCUUAUGUUGCUGUCCACCAUGUCUCCAUCAUUUCAUCCUUUUCUCAUUCCCCACCCUGCCUUCUCCCUGCCGACUCAUGGCUCUUAGAGGUAAUGUGCCUGUUGGGUGUGUGAGUAGAGAGCCCCCUGUACUGACAGCCUGCUUAAAGUUUGUCCCCCAGAGGACAUCCGGACCCGCCGAGUCGUUGAGAAGCUGGCCAGGGUGGUGGCCGAAGGGGGCCCAGAUAUGGAGAAGGUCGCGCUGGAAGACUGCAAGGAUAACCCAGCAUUUGCGUUCCUGCAUGAUAAGAACAGCCCAGAAUUUCUCUACUACAGAAAGAAACUGGCCGAGAUGUGGAAGAAGGGCCAAGACCCAGAGGAGACCUCUUCUCAGAAAGAUUAAGCUUGUGACUGUUGGGUGUAUGAGUUGGGGGCACCGUACUGACAGCCUGCUUAAAGUUUCACCCCCAGAGGAUGAAGAGACCAAGGACUGUGCUGAGAAGCUGGCUCGGUUUGUGGCAGACGGGGGCCCAGUGGUGGAAAUGGUUGCCCUGAAAAACCAUCGAGAGAAUCACUCUUUCAGAUUUUUAUAUGAGCCCAAUAGUUCUGGAUACAAGUAUUACCGGCAGAAGCUGGAGGAGUUCCGGAAAGCAAGCAGUAAUACAGAGGGCAUGCCUCCAAUACCAGAAGCCAACCUGAAGCGCAAGGCCCCUUCUGAGGGGGGCCCUUCCUCUUCCUCCUCCUCCUCCUCCUCCUCCUCCUCCUCCUCUUCCUCCUCCUCCUCCUUCUCUUCAACAGCAGCACCCACGGUUUCUCUGCCAAAGCAGGCAGCCACAUCCACUUCGUCCACUGCAAAGAAAAAGCGGAAAAGCCGGUGGGGCCCAGAGGAGGAGAAGGUGGACUUACCUCCUCCAGAGCUCGCUCAGCAGACACAGGAACUAUCGCCAACACCGUUGUCUGUCCAGGACCUCAAGGGACUUGGCUAUGAGAAGGGGAAGCCAGUUGGAUUGGUGGGUGUGACGGAGCUGUCAGAUGCGCAGAAGAAGCAGCUGAAGGAGCAGCAAGAGAUGCAGCAAAUGUAUGACAUGAUCAUGAAGCACAAGCAGGCCAUGCAGGAGAUGCAGAUCAUGUGGGAGAAGACGAUCAAAGAGCACCAGUCCGGCUACGACAGCGAUGAGGAAAUUGACAGCGAGCUGGGCACGUGGGAGCACCAGCUGAGGCGCAUGGAGAUGGACAAGACGCGUGAAUGGGCAGAGCAGCUGACUCAGAUGGGCCGGGGAAAACACUUCAUUGGAGACUUUCUGCCACCUGAUGAGCUUGAGAAGUUCAUGGAAACCUUCAAAGCUCUGAAGGAAGGCCGUGAGCCUGAUUACUCUGAAUACAAGGAGUUUAAACUGACAGUGGAAAACAUAGGUUACCAGAUGCUGAUGAAAAUGGGCUGGAAGGAAGGUGAUGGUCUGGGAACUGAUGGUCAGGGUAUCAAAGCUCCAGUUAACAAGGGGGUGACGGCCGUGGAUGGAGCAGGAUUUGGAAUUGACCGUCCUGCUGAUUUGACUAAGGAUGAUGAUGAGUACGAGGCCUUUCGUAAGAGGAUGAUGUUGGCCUACAGAUUCCGGCCCAACCCGCUGAACAAUCCUCGGCGUCCCUAUUAUUGAUUCAGCAGUGUGUUUCUUCUCACCUCCCACCUUCUCCCUAGUCCUCCAGUGAUGGAUUGUUUACUGUGAUAAGUUUAUUUAAAAAAAUGCCCCUUUCUUUCGUUUAGAAGGACUCCGUUUCAGGUUUAGUCUUCCAUCUGUCCACCCACCCACAGAUGUUGGACUUUUUUUUGAUGUGGUUGCAGAGCUCACUCCCUCUUUUAUUAUGGUUUUUUAAUGUGGUCCUAUCAAAGAAAGAGAAGGACCAAGAUGGAACCGGUAUCUCUCUUUGGAGAGAUUGUCAGAAAUCCCUCCCAAGUCAUAACCCAACCAUUUGUGCGAAGGGGGAAUUGGCGUUAAAAUAUUUGUUAAAUAAUGAGUAAUCCUCAUUUUACUCCGUUCCAUGUUUUUUGAAGCCCUGUUUCUCUCCUUGUGAGCAUAGAAACCCUGGGUCGCUGUUCCCUGUUGAUGGUGGGCCUGCAGGGAAGGGUUGCAUGGGAUGUAGCGGGCGAGCAGAAGCACAGGCGGAAAUAAGGAAGGUAGAUCUCCCCAAGCAAUAGUAGAGGUGCUUCCCAGCUGCAAUUCAACAGAGCAAGACUUGGGUUGCAGUGAUGUGGGGAAGGGAAUGGCUUUUAAAUGGGGGGGGGGAGACAAACAAUCCCAGAGUAUUACAAUCUCUCUGAGGGUUUAACUUUUAACCUGGUUCUGAGAGAAUCUUGUGAAAACAUGCAAAGCCAGUGUGUGUCUGCCAGCCUUCUGUUUUAAAGGACAAUCAGCUCUCCUUUUUCUCACUCUUUAGUUAUUUCAAAGAGCGAGAAGACUUGAAUUGCUUCUCAGACCAAGUCAGAGGCCAAAACCAAACACCUCUUUAGCUGGAUUCUCAUUAGUAGAUUCUAACAAUCUUUCAGGUUUGACCCAAAGGAGAAAGGUUAGAGGAGGGGAAAACCAGAAAUCUCUUUCUUAUGCAAGAAAUACAUGCCCUGGCAUCAAGGCAUUGUUUUGGUUUGUAUCCUUUCUUUUCCAUGUCCUUCCAACACCAAAACAACUGUUGUUCCUUCAGAUAGGCUCUGAGACGAUGCUUAUUUUCGGUUUUGUUAAUCUUAAUGAUGUAGAGUUGAUACAUUGGGCUUUUGCCAAACAUGUUAAUAAAGCUAGAGAAAUAAUG